Molecule: messenger RNA, 792 nt
Organism: Saitoella complicata NRRL Y-17804
Lineage: Eukaryota; Fungi; Ascomycota; Saitoellomycetes; Saitoellales; Saitoellaceae
Exons: 4
Coding region: 1-792 (263 amino acids)
Biological process (GO): protein folding in endoplasmic reticulum
Cellular component (GO): EMC complex; membrane
Source: RefSeq, a predicted model, not a curated record
AUGGCCAUUGAAGACCAGGAUCUGUAUCUCGACCCAGCUCUUCGAGACUGGGUUCUCUUCCCCAUUCUCUUCGUCAUGAUCCUCGUCGGAAUCCUCCGCCACAACAUCACCGUCCUCCUUCAAAGCGCGCCCAAAAAGCAACCUCUUAAGGCAAUCCGGGAGCAGCUUUCCCUUCAGAAAUCCGCGAUUAUCAGACAGAAUGGGCAUCAUAUUUCUCCUGCCGCGUUUAAUGCCAGACGGGCAUAUUUGACUCAAGCGUAUACGGAGGGAAAGUUCUUGAAGGACCCCGAGGCACGAGGAAAGCCUGCUGCGAACCCGUUGACCGACCCCGGAGGGAUGGAUCAGAUGAUUAACAUGAUGAAGGGGAAUAUGGCGAACUUCAUCCCGCAGACGAUCAUCAUGGGAUGGGUCAAUUUCUUCUUUACCGGAUUCGUUUUAAUCAAGCUUCCAUUCCCAUUAACCGUCCGCUUCAAGUCGAUGCUCCAAUCAGGCGUGCAGACCUCUGAUCUUGACGUACGAUGGGUCUCGUCACUGUCGUGGUACUUCCUCAAUCUCUUCGGUCUUCAAUUCGUCUACACGCUCAUUCUCGGAGCCAACAACUCUGCCAACCAACAGAUGCAGGGAAUGGGUAUGCCAGGUAUGGGUGUCCCCGCUGUUGGGCCUUUGGCACCAGGUCAGGACCCGGACAAGAUGUUUGCAGCGGAACGGGAGAACUUGGAGUUAGUCCAGCACGACUGGGUCCUGGAAGGUGUCGAGAAGCGGUUGCUCGCAAAGUACGCUGCAAAGAAAUAG